Brassica napus (rape) is the source of this 2404-nucleotide messenger RNA. RefSeq names its product nuclear pore complex protein NUP62-like. The transcript is spliced from 5 exons. The record is from RefSeq and is a predicted model, not a curated record. NCBI's taxonomy places the organism in Eukaryota, Viridiplantae, Streptophyta, Magnoliopsida, Brassicales, Brassicaceae. Gene Ontology annotation, cellular component: nuclear pore; nuclear pore central transport channel. Gene Ontology annotation, biological process: protein import into nucleus; RNA export from nucleus. Gene Ontology annotation, molecular function: structural constituent of nuclear pore; phospholipid binding. The coding region runs from base 1681 to 2394 and encodes 237 amino acids.
CAGGAAAUGGAGCCAGAGAUGCUUGAAAUUAUCAAGGUUUCAAAGACAAGAGCGAAAGCAAUGGUGGAUGCAGCUAUUAAGGCUGCAUCAUCUGUGAAGGAAGGAGAAGAUGCCAUCAAAAUGAUCCAAGAAGCCUUAGACAUGAUUGGCAAACAUCAGCCGUUACGCAGCUCUAUAGUAGCCAAACAGGAAGAGCACGCAAGUGGCAGCAUUGAGCAUCAUCAUCACAACCUAUCUCCCUCAGACGCAUCAAAGCCUAUGGCUAACAACGAUUCGAUCUCACAAAAUGGUUCAGAGAAAAAAGAGGCUCAAAUGCCUUCAGAGUUAAUCACGUCCUGUGUUGCCACUUGGAUCAUGAUUCAGAUGUGCACGGAGAGGCAGUACCCUCCAGCUUAUGUAGCGCAGCUUAUGGACACAGCAGUCACAAGCUUGCAGCCUCGAUGCCCCCAGAAUCUACCGAUCUACAGAGAAAUCCAAAUGUGUAUGGGACGAAUCAAGACUCAAAUCAUGUCUCUAGUACCAAGUUGAAAAUGCCAAUUCACUUGGGUUAGUGUUUUUUUUUGUCUCAUUAGGUAAGUCCAUUCUCUUUUUAACUUAGAGUAGAUGAUGGCAUUAUCACCUGAGAAAAUGGUGUUAGAGGUGAAUGGGUUCAAUGGUAGUUUGCACCAUUGGUUCUGUAACUUAAAAUCUGAUGCUUAUGGUUUUUAUUAUAAUAUUCCAUGAAUGUCCUUUUUGGCCACUUUCAACUCAACUAGUUAAAGUCAAACAUAACUGGAAAUGUUACAAUUGGUUUCAAAAUAAAGCAAAAGAUUAGACAAGCAAAUGGAUUACAAAACAUAGAAUGUUGUUUCCCCACCUUACGUUUCUAUCAUCAGGAAGCUCUUGUUAAGCACCGGCUUGUAGGCAAACGGGUCACACCUGUUGACUAUAAGGUUCUGUGCUAAGUUCCAAUCAUCAUCGCAUAGUCCAUGUACGUCUCUAGCUCCACCUUCAUAGUGUUGUAAACUCUCUCUGUUCCAAACAUAUGUUUAUCUUCUUCCCAACAAGAUUCUCCUUGGGGGUAAUGUACUUUCUUAUCUCCUCAGUGAGAAACAUGUUGAUCAGAGGCUCUUCCUUAUCCUCAGUGAGAAACAUGUUAAUGCAAUUAGAUUAUUGACGUACGUAGCUUUUAUAACCACAGCAAUUUCUUUUUUAUUUUUCUCAUCAUAAAUAGAGAUGGCAAAUUGGGUACUGGCCCGCGGGCCUGGCCCGUAAGGGUUUGGUGCGGGGCGGGUUUGGGCCUAAGAAUUCAUGACCCGCAAAAAAGCGGGCUUUGCGGGAUGGAGCUUGCACGGUACCGGGUUGAAAGCGGGACGGCCCGUAACAACCGCGGGAAGACCCAGAUGAACCGCUAGACGCUUCAGUUGCUUUCGUCACCUGAAAUUCUGAAAACAAAACGAAAGAGAGAGUGGGAAGAGAUGGAGCUCCGACGAUGGCCGUGGGAAGAGAUGACAACGAUGGCCGUGGGAAGAGAUGAAGACGAUGGCCGUGGGAAGAGAUGGAGCUCCGACGAUGGCCGUUCGAUGUCCGACAGGCGACAAUGCUUCUGGUGACCACAUCGUGUUCAAUCUGCAGUAGAGGAGCUUCUCUUCCUUUUCGUUCCACCACCGACGAUGGCUGUUCGAUGUCCGACAGGCGACAAUGCUUCUUGAUGAUGUCUUCUCUGCUUCAUCUUCUUCUGCGAGUGUUUCAGCACCAUCUCCUUUCGGAGCAGCGCCAGCCAGUGGUUCAGCACCACUCUUUGGAUCUUCCUCAUCCUUAUUCUCCGCUCCUUCAUCUGCAGCCGGAUCGAGUUCUCCUCUCUUCGCUACAUCCUCAUCAUCUGCUACUACAACGCAGACAUCUCUUGUUGUGGCUUCGACGACUGGGACAAGCACAACUGUUGCAGCUCCAGUGGCUGGUGCUCCCAAGUUACCAUCUGAAAUAACUGGCAAAACUGUUGAGGAGGUAGAUAUAUGGCCUCUUAUGAUUUAUUAUUUUCUUGACUUGAUAUAUUUACACAGUGUUCAACUGUGUAUCUUUGGCGUUUUGAAUAUUAUCAAGGAGUGGAAUACUGAGCUAGAAGAGCGUACAGGGAGUUUCCGGAAACAGGCAAAUGCAAUAGCUGAAUGGGAUAAGCGGAUCCUGCAGAACCGUGAUGUUUUUUUGAGGCUUGAGGAAGAAGUAGACACUAUAAUACCCAAUAUCCCGCGGGACGGCCCGCGAAGGCUUGUAAAAAAUGCGGUACGGGAUUGGUCAGCUACUUUCAGAACCGCAUCCCGCGCGGGACAAGCCCGCCGUGUCCCGCCCAAAGACAAACCCGCAGCGGUCCGGGACGGGAGAGCCCAAUUGACAUCUCUACUUGACAACUGUUAAUCAACACUUC